This is a messenger RNA of Megalops cyprinoides (Indo-Pacific tarpon), 4761 nucleotides long. It is a transcript of the gene spns2, whose product is annotated as spinster homolog 2 (Drosophila). Gene Ontology annotation, cellular component: membrane. NCBI's taxonomy places the organism in Eukaryota, Metazoa, Chordata, Actinopteri, Elopiformes, Megalopidae. The record is from RefSeq and is a predicted model, not a curated record. The coding region runs from base 149 to 1666 and encodes 505 amino acids. Gene Ontology annotation, biological process: sphingosine-1-phosphate receptor signaling pathway; lipid transport; transmembrane transport. The transcript is spliced from 13 exons. Gene Ontology annotation, molecular function: sphingolipid intramembrane carrier activity; transmembrane transporter activity.
AUGAACCAGGACGAUCGUCCCCCUUCAAACACCUAAGAGCAUUAGUAUCGCGAUUAAUAUUUCAUCUCGAACAUACUCCUUUCGGGAUUGCUGCCUUUUCAACGUUGUGUGGCUCAUUGUCGUUGCGCUGGAUCUUUCGUGUGAGAAGAUGUGUGUGGAGAGCGACGGGUGCGAGAUUGAGGGCUGCAGCAGCUCGGACGAAGUGCACACGCUGUCAGGCAGCAUGAGCCCCGGCUUGAAAUCAAACCCCGAUCUCCACCCGUGCAAACCCGGGCAGAAAUUCCGCGCUGCGCUCCUGAGAUGCAGGUCCCCGACAGCCGCCGCUGGGAUUCUCAGUUUUGGAAAUGUGCUUAAUUACAUGGACAGAUACACCGUGGCAGGUGUUCUGCUGGACAUUCAGAAGCACUACAGUGUCACGGACAGUCAGGCCGGCUUGUUGCAAACAGUCUUCAUCUGCAGCUUCAUGGUGGCGGCGCCCAUCUUCGGUUACCUUGGCGACCGCUUCAACAGAAAGAUCAUCCUGAGCUGUGGCAUCUUUUUUUGGUCAACUGUAACUUUCUCCAGCUCCUUCAUCACCAAAGAGUAUUACUGGCUGUUUGUCCUGUCGAGGGGUCUGGUUGGAAUUGGGGAAUCGAGCUACUCCUCCAUCUCUCCCACCAUCAUCGGCGAUCUAUUCACCAACAACACGCGGACCAUGAUGCUCUCUGUCUUCUACUUUGCUAUUCCCCUGGGCAGUGGGCUGGGCUACAUCCUGGGCUCCAGCGCGAAGGAGGCAGCGGGUGACUGGCACUGGGCACUGCGGGUGUCCCCAGUCCUGGGGAUAACAGCAGGGACCCUGAUCCUGUUCUUCGUACCCGAGCCCAAACGGGGUAGCGCGGACCAAAUUGGAGGGCACCUCAAGACUCGCACUCCCUGGGUCUGUGACAUGAAAGCACUGGCCAAAAACCGCAGUUACAUAUUCUCGUCCCUGGCCUCUUCGGCGGUUUCCUUCGCCACCGGUGCUUUCGGCAUGUGGAUCCCACAGUACCUGUUCAGGGCACAGGUGGUGCAGAAGAUGGUGGAGCCCUGCAAAAAUGAACCCUGCAGCAGCAAGGACAGCCUUAUUUUUGGGGCCAUCACCUGUGUGACGGGGCUCCUGGGUGUGCUGAUCGGCGCGGCCACCACCCGGCUGUGCCGGCAAAAGACAGAGAGGGCGGACCCCCUGGUGUGCGCCGUCAGCAUGCUGGGGUCGGCCAUCUUCAUCUGCCUCAUCUUCGUCGUGGCCAAGAAGAGCAUUGUGGGAGCUUACAUCUGCAUUUUCAUCGGAGAGACACUCCUCUUCUUAAACUGGGCUAUUACAGCUGACAUUUUAAUGUAUGUAGUCAUCCCCACACGAAGAGCCACUGCUGUCGCCUUUCAGGGCUUCACGUCUCAUCUUUUGGGGGAUGCUGGGAGCCCUUACCUGAUUGGCCUGAUCUCGGACGCCCUGCAGCGGAGCUACGCACACUCGGUCCUGUGGCAGUUCCUGAGCCUGGGCUAUGCCCUCAUGGUCUGCCCCUUCGUCAUCGUACUGGGGGGGAUGUUCUUCCUCGCCACCGCCCUCUUCUUCCUGGACGACCGAGACAAAGCAGCCAAACAGAUGAAUCAGCUGACCAGGUCACCAUCCUCUGUCAAGGUCUCAACGUGAGGAGGCCAGGGGGAGGAGCAGGAGAGCCAUUUACCGGACUGCUCCGCACGUAGGGAGGGACAGAAGAGGAGCUGACUCCAUCUUAGAUGGAGAUCUUUCACCUGAGUUAUCAUUGCUACUACUAUUACUAUGUUCGCCAUUGUUAUUUACACUCUGAGGACUGCUCGUAACUGGAAUGAAGGAGCACUGCUUAUCCAAAGAAGCCUGCAUUAUAUCAGUAAGCAGUGUGCAAACAAGGUCUGAUAUGUGAAGCCAGCCAAGCAGCUAUCGGAGGCUGGUGGUGCCACAGGCCAUUAGACGUGUCAGGUGACCCCCCCACCCACCCCACACACACACACAUACACACACACACACACAUACACACAUACACACACACAGUGCCAGUGCCAUACUACUGAAGGACGUACAAGGACGUCCUAACGUCUGUCAAUCUGCACCAAGUGCCAUAUCACGACAUUCCCUCACCUGUCUUGCACUGACCCCAGUGGCCAAGGCAGUGACCCCUCAAUCACCCUGAACACUGACAGUCUGGUGACCCAGCCUUAAGACUCUGAGCCUCACAUACCCGCAGAGGUGGAUAUGCCCUGUUGGUUUUGUUUUCUAUGUCAUCAUCUUUAGCACUUAACAUACAGACCAGUGCCAGCCUCGACACACAGUAAAUUAUCCAUGAUAAAGCAUAUUCACCGUCCAAUGGAAUAGAUUUUUGUAUUUCUUAUUUUGACUAUGUUGGAACUGGAACUGGAACUGGAGGUGUAUAACCUAUGAUUGUUUCAAAGAGGGUAGGUUGAAGAUUGUCCCUGCAUCACAUUAAGGACACUAGAGGAUAUGACAACAGCAGGGCUAAUGCAUUGCUUUGCCAAAGUCAGCUGCCAUUUUGAUUUACCUGUAGCUCCAUGUACUACCUUUCAAAAACUGUCCAACGGCAACAUUUGGCAAAUUAUACACACCUCGCAAUAACAAGCCCUUCCUCUGACUCACAGGGCUUUGGAUGCCCCUCACAUGUUUCUCAUGCUGCUCCUCUUGUCACAAAACAUGCUGGGAUUUUUAAUGGAUUUGUGUAGCCUACCAUCCAAGAUCUUAUCCGUCUACAGUAUGUGCAAUUUAAGGAUCAAUUACAGACUUCCUUGGGUUGAAUUCCUGGACACCCAAACCGCUGAGAAAUGACAGCCUCACUGAAUAGCAGAUAAGAUUCAGAAUGCAAGCUAGACAGAAUAGGAAGCUUUGAGCGCAGGGUUUUUUCCUCUCUACUCUUGAAGAUAUCUUAUUCCUGAGCACAAAAAUGUGCUUUCUCCCGGUAGGAGUUUCUUCAUUCAGUUGCAAGUUAAUUAGUCUUAGAAAUCUAGCCCCAAGGGAAUUGUCUUGAGAGCUGCCAUCUUGACCCCCAAAUUAAACAGGAUACACUGCAGUUUGGAGUUUGUUUUUUUCGGUCCAGCUUUGUGUUAAAUCCCAAAGAAAACUAGCGACGCAGGACCCGAGUUCCUCUAAGAUGACACCACUUGACAAAAUCAUUUACUUUAAUACAGGGAGGAUUGAGUGCACAACACCCGCUGCUUGCCUAAUCAACAAAAGGAAAGUGGAUCUGUGCCAUUAACACAAGUGCUUUGCUUUGCCGAAGAUGUCCCUGGGGGAUGUAGAACAAGGGAAGGGGCCAGCGGGGACGCUAGGCUCAGAUUAUUGCCCCAUGGAAAUGUCUGCCUUUACACUUAAAGUAGCACACUCCUCGCCAGGAGUUCCUGUUUCAGUUUUUUUUUUCCACAAUGAAAAAGGCGUGUAUAUCCUAGCAAAGGCAUUACACUAAACACAGCUUGGGGUUUUAGAUGAAAACUGGGAAUAAGAAUCAAGUUGCCAUGCGGCCUCACCGUUGCCAAGGUCCCGUUUACUUUGUUUAGCUUGUUUACUUUGUCUUUCUGCACAUCUGGUGAAGAGGCAUCUGAAAUAUUUUGACGUGCUUCUGUCCAAUGUGUUUACACAGGAAAUUAAUGUUAUAAAGCUUCUGUUUAUGAUUCUUUAAUGUUUCUUUUUUUUUACAGAUAUGAGUUUAUAUAUAUAAUUACUAUAGAGUUAUAUGGAUAUAUCAUGCAGCAAUUUUAAUAUAUUGUAAACAAAAGCUUGGACACAGUGUAGGCUAUUUAUAUGUUUGUUAUCACAAUGAAGAAUCCCUGUAAAGGAAUGUUAAUGGAUUUAUGUAUAUUUUCACCUGUUGUUUGGGUUUUAAUUGUUCCUGUAAGUCCACUCAUUGUAUUGUAUCACCGUGAAAAUGACUUAGUACCUUUUAAAUUACACAUAAUCGCAAUGCAUUUACUGUGGUCACAUGCCAGACGUCCAUACACACGCACAGAGGGACGUAGUGUACUGAAGUAGAGCUAUCACUGGUGAUGGUCUGGAGCUGCUGAUUAGCCUGGGCCUUUAUGUCAGUGGGUGUCUGGGUUCAGACAUGCAACAUUUUAUGCUUAGUUUUCUGGCAAUUACUUUGCACCUGUCCAUGCAAUGUAGACACUGAAAUGUUUUUAGUGUCCUACUGGAAAUUGAGAAAAAAAAAUCUAAUUAUAUAAAUACAUUUUAAAUACAUACAUUUUAAUUUCAUCAGGCCUUGAGGCUUCAGCGAUUCGGUUUACAAAAGGAAUACCCCUUUCAAAGCCCACGCUUAGAUGCUGGCAUGUCUGCAGUGCUCACUUCAGCAGCACACACAGAAAACUGGAUAAUGGCAUUUCACGCCCACAGUAAUUGCUCAUUUUGUUUGAUCAUUUAAUUGAUCAUUUUUUUAAUCCUUCCUCUUGGAUUGAGAUGGUUUGGAGUGGAUAAGCCACAAGCUGGGUUCACAAUGCCAAAAUCAGAUCUUUCACUAUUUUAAAUUUAUUUUUUUUCUUGAAUAUAUAUAAUUACUAUUGAGUAGCACCUGUUCAUCACAGAAGGGAUGUGAUCUAAUGAGACUGUGCUCUUUCUUGUCAUACAAGAAUCAUGUAAAAAGAGAUUCCUAUUUCUGAUGUCACGCAGAAAACAGAGGUUAUUUUAUUUUUUAGAUCGAGUGUGAUUAAAAAUGUUAUCUAGGAAGUAACUGUGACAUUCCCACAGGGAGUGAUAAGAAAUGUACACCU